AUGUCGUCCGGGGGCAAGGAGGGGGGCGGGGGCUCCCCUGCCUACCACCUCCCGCACGCACACCCACACCCACCCCAGCACGCCCAAUAUGUGGGCCCCUAUCGGCUGGAGAAGACGCUGGGCAAAGGACAGACAGGUCUGGUUAAACUCGGGGUCCACUGCAUCACGGGCCAGAAGGUUGCCAUCAAGAUCGUGAACCGGGAGAAGCUGUCCGAGUCGGUGCUGAUGAAGGUGGAGCGGGAGAUUGCCAUCCUGAAGCUCAUUGAGCACCCACAUGUCCUCAAGCUCCACGACGUCUACGAGAACAAGAAAUAUUUGUACCUGGUUUUGGAGCACGUGUCUGGAGGUGAGCUGUUCGACUACCUGGUAAAGAAGGGGAGACUGACCCCCAAGGAGGCCCGGAAGUUCUUCCGCCAGAUCGUGUCGGCGCUGGACUUCUGCCAUAGCUACUCCAUCUGCCACAGAGACCUGAAGCCUGAGAACCUGCUUCUGGACGAGAAAAACAACAUUCGCAUCGCGGACUUCGGCAUGGCGUCCCUGCAGGUGGGGGACAGCCUCCUGGAGACCAGCUGUGGGUCCCCUCACUAUGCAUGCCCAGAGGUGAUUAAGGGGGAAAAGUACGAUGGCCGCCGGGCGGACAUGUGGAGCUGUGGAGUCAUCCUGUUCGCCCUGCUUGUGGGGGCUCUGCCCUUCGACGAUGACAACCUCCGCCAGCUGCUGGAGAAGGUGAAACGAGGCGUCUUCCACAUGCCCCACUUCAUUCCUCCAGACUGCCAGAGCCUCCUGAGGGGGAUGAUCGAAGUGGAGCCGGAGAAAAGGCUCAGCCUGGAGCAAAUUCAGAAACAUCCCUGGUACCUGGGCGGGAAACACGAGCCAGACCCAUGCCUGGAGCCAACCCCAGGCCGCCGGGUGGCCAUGCGGAGCCUGCCAUCAAACGGAGAGCUGGACCCUGAUGUCCUGGAGAGCAUGGCUUCACUGGGUUGCUUCAGGGACCGCGAACGGCUGCAUCGCGAGCUCCGCAGCGAGGAGGAGAACCAAGAAAAGAUGAUAUAUUAUCUGCUUUUGGAUCGGAAGGAGCGGUAUCCCAGCUGUGAGGACCAGGACCUACCUCCUCGGAAUGAUGUUGACCCACCCCGGAAGCGUGUGGAUUCCCCCAUGCUGAGCCGUCACGGGAAGCGGCGGCCAGAGCGGAAGUCCAUGGAAGUCCUGAGCAUCACGGAUGCCGGGGGUGGUGGCUCCCCGGUGCCCACCCGACGGGCCCUGGAGAUGGCCCAGCACAGCCAGAGAUCCCGUAGUGUCAGUGGAGCCUCCACUGGUCUGUCAUCCAGCCCUCUGAGCAGCCCAAGGAGUCCGGUCUUUUCCUUCUCACCGGAGCCCGCUGGAGAUGAGGCCCGGGGUGGGGGCUCACCGACUUCCAAAACGCAGACGCUGCCUUCUCGGGGCCCCAGGGGUGGGGGCGCCGGGGAGCAGCCCCCUCCCCCCAGUGCCCGCUCCACACCCCUGCCCGGCCCCCCAGGCUCCCCACGCUCCUCCGGGGGGACCCCCUUGCACUCGCCCCUGCACACGCCCCGGGCCAGCCCCACUGGGACCCCAGGGACAACACCGCCCCCCAGCCCCGGCGGUGGCGUCGGGGGAGCCGCCUGGAGGAGUCGUCUCAACUCCAUCCGCAACAGCUUUCUGGGCUCCCCACGCUUUCACCGGCGCAAGAUGCAGGUCCCCACUGCCGAGGAGAUGUCCAGUUUGACACCAGAGUCCUCUCCGGAGCUGGCAAAACGCUCCUGGUUCGGGAACUUCAUAUCCUUGGACAAAGAAGAACAAAUAUUCCUCGUGCUAAAGGAUAAACCUCUCAGCAGCAUCAAAGCGGACAUUGUCCAUGCCUUCCUGUCGAUCCCCAGCCUGAGUCAUAGUGUGCUGUCACAGACCAGCUUCAGGGCUGAGUACAAGGCCAGUGGUGGCCCCUCCGUCUUCCAGAAGCCCGUCCGCUUCCAGGUGGACAUCAGCUCCUCUGAGGGUCCAGAGCCCUCCCCCCGGCGGGACGGCAGCGGUGGUGGUGGCAUCUACUCUGUCACCUUUACUCUCAUCUCCGGUCCCAGCCGUCGGUUCAAGCGGGUUGUAGAGACCAUCCAGGCUCAGCUGCUGAGCACUCAUGACCAGCCCUCCGUGCAGGCCCUGGCAGACGAGAAGAAUGGCGCCCAGACCCGGCCUGCCGGGACCCCGCCCCGAAGCCUGCAGCCCCCGCCCGGCCGCCCAGACCCAGAGCUGACCAGCUCUCCCCGCCGAGGCCCCCCUAAGGACAAGAAGCUCCUGGCCACCAACGGGACCCCCCUACCCUGACCCCAGGGGGCCGGGAAAGGAGGGGCGCCCCCUCCACCCCCCUUCCCUGCCCCCCAACUGUGAAUCUGUAAAUAGGGCCCAAGGAGUACGUAGGGAGGGGGGAGACACAACAAACCCGGCCUUGCCCUGCAGGGAUAGGGCUCAGGGGGCCGUGCCCA
This is a messenger RNA of Lagenorhynchus albirostris (white-beaked dolphin), 2492 nucleotides long. RefSeq names its product BR serine/threonine kinase 1 (gene BRSK1). The transcript has 19 exons. NCBI's taxonomy places the organism in Eukaryota, Metazoa, Chordata, Mammalia, Artiodactyla, Delphinidae. Gene Ontology annotation, biological process: protein phosphorylation; intracellular signal transduction; microtubule cytoskeleton organization. Gene Ontology annotation, molecular function: ATP binding; protein serine/threonine kinase activity; tau-protein kinase activity. The record is from RefSeq and is a predicted model, not a curated record. Gene Ontology annotation, cellular component: cytoplasm. The coding region runs from base 1 to 2334 and encodes 777 amino acids.